This is a messenger RNA of Plasmodium vinckei vinckei, 5529 nucleotides long. Its product is annotated as conserved Plasmodium protein, unknown function. Bases 1 to 5529 code for a protein of 1842 amino acids. The transcript has a single exon. NCBI's taxonomy places the organism in Eukaryota, Apicomplexa, Aconoidasida, Haemosporida, Plasmodiidae. The record is from RefSeq and is a predicted model, not a curated record.
AUGAAAAAAAAACGAAUACAUUUUGUGAAUAUAAAUUUAAAGAAAAGUUUGUACAAAUGUAAUGAAAUAUAUGACGAUAAAAAUGUUGGAAAAAAUGUUGGAAAAAAUGUUGAAAUAUAUGACAGAAGGAAAUGCUUUGUUUUUACGAGGAAGGUGAAAAUACAGGAGAAAGUUAAACUGGUUGGCAACUUAAAAUACAAUGAAAACGUUCAAAUGUUUGGAAAUAGUUUGAAUAGUGAAAAACAUUUUUACUAUUGCAACUUCUUAUCAUCAGACAUAAUAACACUACUAAAAAUAGAUAUAGAAAGUUUAAAAAAAAAAAAAAAAAAAUCUUAUUUAUAUAUGACCAAUAGAAAAAGUUCAUUUAAAAAAGUUUUACAAAAUUAUAUACAAGAACCUAAUGAUAGUUUAUUUGAAUUAAUUAAAAAUAAAUAUAUUGCCAACUCUAGUUUAUAUAAUUUAUUUGUUAUAUUAAAAUUAGGUCUAUAUUUUAAAAGUGUUGAAAAAUUUAAAGUACACACAUUAGAAGAAUUUAUAAAUAAAAUCGAACAAGCCAAAGAAAAGGAUAGUCAAGAAAGUUUAUAUAAAUUAAAAAAAAAACCUAAAUUAAUAUUAACAUUCAAACAAUUGAGAGAUAAUAAAUUUUUUAUAAAAAAUAAUAAGCUUGAUAAUGAUCUUUACAUUUUUGAUUUUAUCCAUUUUAUAAACAAUAUAAUUAGUAAUGAUAAACCUUCUUUAGAUUUCAUUUUAAAUCAAAUAAAACUGACACAUCAUAAAGUUAGCAAGGACAAUCAUGACCACUCCUUACAAAAUUUACAGAAUUUACAGAAUUUACAAAAUUUACAAACUUCUCAAACCUCUCAGCACAACAAGUUGUCUAACUUAGACGAGAAAAAUCGGUACGAAAAAGAGGGCAGUAGACGACUCGGGUUAAAUUCUAAAAAGUUUAAAUUUACAAAAUUUCAAUUUAAAAAAAAAGAUGAUUGUAUAAAUAGGACAGAUAAAAUCGAUCCUGAUGAAGUAAAAUAUUUUUUUUACAAUAAAAAGGUAAAUACUUUAGGUGUGUAUAAAGAAAUAUAUGAAAAAUCUGAUCAAUAUAAAAAUUUGAAAUUUUAUGAGAGUCUUAAAAAGGGAAGUGAAAAAAAAGAAGUACCUACUAAAUGUUCUGCAGAAGAGUUGAGAGAAAACUAUAUUAAGUGUAAACAUAUAAGAAACAAUUAUAAGACAGAUAAAAUAAAUUUGGAUAAUGACAAAUUGAUAAAUUUUUCUAAUAAUUAUUUAUUAAAGGAAAAUGUUUUAAAUACAUUUUUACAAAUAUGUAUAAAUAAUUAUGAUGAUAAGAUUUAUAAAUAUAUGAAAUAUUUAUAUUUUUCAAAUUUAUAUUUUUAUAAUCCAUUAUUUAUUUUUCAGUAUUUUCAAUUUAUUCCAAUAAGUGAAAAUAAAUAUUUUGAAAAAUAUUUAAAAAUAUUUUUAAAAUUUUUAAAUAAUAUUAUUAUUAAUUUUCACUUUUAUUUAAUUCCAUUUUUUAUAAAUCUAAAUUAUUCGAAGAUUUUUUUUGAAUUUUUUAAAAAACAAAUACAAAUAGAUUGGCCCCAAACGGAUGCAACCAUAUAUAGAGUACUAACUACUGACUUAUCGAUACGAUCCAUUUUUGCAAGUAAUAGAAAGAGCACACAAAAUAAUGCUAAUGAACUAAACUACAAACAGAACCUGGCGUAUGCGUUGGCAGUUUUCUACAGAAUGUAUAAAGAUGAUGUGACUUUGCAAAAGUGGAAAAAAAUUUAUGAGGAUAAUUUUUAUUUUUACAAGACAGAGUAUGACCGAAAAAAAGACCUCGAACUUGUAGGAAGUGAAAAUAUGAUGGAUAUCUUUACAAACUUUUUAAAUUAUAAAACAAUAUUUAAUAAGUACAAAAAGGAGUUAAGUACCAUUUUUUUAGACACCACCUUAUUUCAAAGUUUUAAGAAAAAGGAUGAGAAGGACAUCGAGAAGGUAGACAACCCUAAAACCCAAGCAGAUAAUAAUUCACAAACUACAAAUGGGAUAAAAGAUAAAAACAAUUUUCAAAGAAAAAAAGUAAACUUUUAUAUAGCCACAUUUCAAAAUAUGAAGAAUGGAAAAGUUCAACACUCUUUACUAGAUCAUUGUAAAAACAAAAUAGACAUAAUUUUAAAUGAUAGAAAACUAAAAUAUAAUAAUAUAUCUUUAAAAAAAAAAGAUUUUUUAACAAUAUUUUUAUAUAUAAAUAAAAAUCAUUUUGGAGAAUGCAGUAAUUAUUUAACUAAAUUUAUUUAUUUUUUUUUAAAUGCAUAUAAUGAAAAAGAUAUAAUAAAUAUUUUUGUUAGUUACAUGAAAAAUAGUAGCGGAAUAAAUCAGGACAUAUAUCAACAUGAUCUAUUAUUAAUCAAUAAAAUGUUAAAUAUGUUUAUUUAUAAAAAAAAAAAUUUAUCUUUAAAUAAUAAUAUAAUAAUAUCAAAUAUAUUAGCAAAAUAUCAGCUAUAUAAUAAUAAUUUUUUUUUAUUAGACAAAACAAAUUUUGCAACAGAAAUAAAAGAGACUAACAUACAUUCAUUAGUUGCUCUUAUAUAUUCGAUGGGUAAAUUAAAAAUAAGAAAAAUACAUACACAUUUUUACAAACUAAUUAUAAAAGAAAUUGUAAAAAAAAUUGACAAAAUAAAUGAAUAUGGGUUGUCUUGUUUAUUAUAUGGCUUAAACAAUUUGAUAGAUAAAAAAAAAGAAAGAGAAAUAACCAUCCCUAUAGUAGGCAUAGAAAAAUCGUUACAUUUUAAAAAACAAUUUUUAAAUUCAAAAAAGAAUACUUCCACCGAUAUUGAAAAUGAUGUUAAUUACAAUUUGAAUGAUUUAGUUUCUUCAGAAGAAAUAGCAAAAGUUGAAAAUGAACUAAUAAAAGCUAUAAUAAAUAAAUUAAUUGUUUUUAAAAAUAUGAAUAUAAAUUCUUUUUGUAUUUCUAUAUCUUGUCUAUCUAGACUUAACAUAUUUCCAAUUGAAUUAUAUGAUGAAUUAAAAGAUAUUACUUAUAAAUAUAUGCAUACAGUAAAUGUAACGUCUUUACAACAUCUAUUACAUGCUUUAUCAAAAUAUUAUUUAAAAACAAAAAAGCAAACAAAUAAUUGUGAUGAAAUAAUUUAUGAUAUAUAUAAUUAUUUAUUUAUAUAUAAAUAUAAAGAAAUAUCUUUUAAAUGUGCAUGUAAAUUUUUACAUAUUUUAAGUUUACUAAAUUUAAGGAAUGAAGAUUAUAUAUUGUUACUACUUUUGAUAAUAGCAAAUGAACAAAAAGUGUUAGACAAUAUUUAUGAAAAAAAAAUUGAAAAAAAUAUUUCAACUCGUUUAAUUGGGUCAAAUAUAAAUAAAGAAAGAUUUUCAAAAAAUUUGAUGAACCAAAAUAAUAAUGACAAUAAAAAAAGUUAUUUAUCUGUUGAAGAAUCUACAAAGAAAUAUCCAAAUUCUAUUUUUAAAAAAUUAGAAAAAAUAAAACAAGAUAGUUAUUUUAAAAGUUCUUAUAAUUCAUAUAUGUUCUUUGAUAUAAAAAAUUAUAAAUUUGAUAUGAGUAAUAUUAUUAGCAUUUUCAAAAAUGUUGAUAAUAGUUAUUUAAUAAAUAUAAUAGAAGGUUUACAUAACUUAUCUUAUUAUUCUUAUUUUUCAAUUCACUUAUUUAUAAUUAUUAAAAACAUAUUAAUAAAACAAAUACAUGAUAUGAAAGUUUCAAAUAUUAUAACAUUAUUUUUUUCGUACCUUGAUUUACAUUUUUUUGAUUAUUCUCUAUACAAUAUUGAAUCAAAUUUUUAUAUAACAGACGAGAACAAUGCAAAAAAUACUUGCAACUCAAAAGAUAUCCCUGACUGUUCUACCACAUUUGAUGACCUAGACAAGGUUGAAGAAAGUUUGAAUAUAAAAAUGGAAAAUGAAAAUAUAAAUAAUCAUAUAGAAGACCCAGAAAAUGAUGGCACAUUUUUAAGAGCUCAAUUAAAUAAUGUAUACAAAAGUUUGACAAAUAAUUUUAAAAUAUUAUCUGAGGAAGAAAAAAAAAAACAUGUUGAAGAAUUAAAAAUUAUUAUGACUAGAUUAAAACAAAAUAAAAAUUAUUUUGUUGAAAGUAUUUAUCAAAAUGAUGAUAUAAUUAGUCCUGAAUAUAUUAUAUCUAUGCUAUACGAUUACAACAAUUCAAGUGACAAAUUUUAUAAUGAAACAAAUUAUAUGUCUCCCCCUAAAUUGAGCAAUACACAAGAAUACGUACCAAAUAGUGUAAUAAAUGAAGAGAGAAAAAAAGAGCUAGCUAAAAAAGUUGAACAAAAUAAUAUAAGCUUUGAUGAAAACCCUAUUUUGUGUUCUACAAAAAAGACAUACAAUUUUGAUGAAAUAAAAAAUAUUGUUGAUAAUUUUUGGUCGGAAAAAUCACAAAAAAUAAACUUAAAAAAUAAAAGCUUAAGUGAAAAAUUAGAAAAAAAACAAUAUUAUGAAAAUUUAUUAUUUUUAAAAUAUAGAGAAUAUUACAAAGAAGAUUUAGUUAAUCUAUGUUUAGAAACUUUAUUAAAAAAUACAAAUUAUAUUUUAAAUAAUUAUAAACAAUAUAAAAAUUGUAGUAUAUUUUUUUUAUCACUUUUUUAUAACAUAUUCUUCCCAUACACCAAUAAUGAUAUAUUUAUAUUUUUUAAAUCCAUACAAAAAAAUUAUAAUAUUUACAACGAACCAAAGAAUUAUAAAAAUAUUCAUAACUUUGAAAGCAUACUAAAAAAUAUUGAGUUGUCUGACUUUACUGAAGAUACUAUAAAAAAUAUUGUUGGGUCUAAAAAUUUAUCACAUGCUUUUAUUAAUACCUCAAAAAGUACCCCUCAUCUCAUUAUACCAUAUUUAAAUAUUUUGCAACAUGAUAAUAACUUUUUAGAUAAAGCUAUUUUAAAUAAAAAAACAGAAAUUGAAAAUGCAGAAAUUGAUCAAAUAGAUAAUGACCAAGGUAUUGAUACCGAAAAGGAACUCAACCAAACUAACACAAAUAACGACAUUAUAAAUGAAUAUGAAUAUUUUAUAAAUACAUAUAAUUCAGAUUGCACUAUGAAAAAAAUCAAUAUUGAAAAGAUCAUUCCCCUCAACCUUCUUUACAAAUUUUUUCAGUUAUUUAAUUUUAACAUAAACAACAUUCAGUUGAUUCAUCUUUUAAACGAAACAAAUAAAGAAAAUGACUUUACUGAAAAGUCUGAGGAAAAUGACAAUAGUGAAGAUUUAAAGCUAAAAAAAAAAAAUGACAUUUUACCUUACCAAUUCAGAAAUAUACAUUGCCCGUUAAUUCAAAUAAAAAAUAAAACCUUAAUUGUUCAUAAAAAUUCGAAAAAAGUUUUUUCAAAAAAUAUAAAUAUUAUAGACCAUUAUUUUAAACCUUCUCAAGGUUUGAUUAUACAACAUUUGGAUAAUCACAUGAAUACCCUAAUUAAUAUUUAUGUUGAUAUUUAUGUAGUUGCAUAUAAAGUCGAUAUUUUAAUUGAAAGAAAAAAUAAGCACCAUUACACAGGAUAA